AUGGCGCCCGUUCCGCAAGAACCCACAAUCGAGCUGGUGGCAGCGCCGGGCCCGGGCGACGCUCCGCCGGCACCAGAUGCCGUGGUCAUCACCGGCAUGUCGGGCCUGCUGCCCGGCUGCCUCAAUGUCCAGGAAUUUGCAGAGAAACUGUACAAUAAGGAGAACCUGGUGAAAAAGUACGAACCUCGAUGGCAUUUCGAUCACCCCGAGUUGCACGAAUAUUACGGCCGCAUCCCGGGCCUGGACCGGUUCGAUGCGCAGUUCUUCAUGGUGCACUACCGCUUGGGCAACACGCUUGACGCCAUGGCGAGGAAAGUGCUCGAGAACACCUACCAGGCCAUUUUUGAUGCUGGAAUAAGUCCAGCAGAAUUGAGUUCACAACGCGUGGGAGUGUAUAUCGGUGUCGGCGCUACCGAAUCAGAGAAAGGCUGCGCAUACGGUGAAAUUGGCUUAGGAAUUUUAGGAUGCAAUCGUGCAAUGAUAGCCAACCGUGUAUCAUACUGGCUGAAUGGGAAAGGGCCGUCGAUAGUAGUGGACGCAUCUUGCUGCAGUUCACUGUCGGUGUUCGAGAAGGCCUACAAUGACAUAGCUACGGGCGUGUGUGACGCGGCUGUCGUCGGGGCCAGCAAAGUAUUGUUGCAUCCUCACGCUUUAAUCCACUAUCAAAGAAUGGUACCCUACAACAAAGACGGGAAAAUGAAAUGUUAUGGCGACAAUGCGGAUGGACAGUCAUGCUCUGAAGCUAUAAAUGUUUUCAUUUUACAGAAGUAUAAAGACAGCAAAAGAGUUUACGCUUCGCUUUGUUAUGCAAAAACUCAAUAUGGUGUAGUGGAGAACAAGGAAUAUAUGAAUAAAUACGGCUUCGAAAGAGAUCCCAAAUGCCUUGCAAAGUUUCUUCGAGAUUUUUACACCGAAGCUGGGAUUCCCCCAUCUUUAGUAGAAUAUGUGGAAGGAUUCGGCGCAGCCGUGCCGGAAGCUGACAAAUCGGAAUUACAGGCAAUAGAAGAAGUAUUUUGUAAGGAUCGCUCAAACCCCUUGCUGUUGGGCAGUGUCAUGUCGAAUAUUGGUUAUACAGAAGCCGCGUCUGGAUCGUCAGCUAUAUUAAAAAUACUACUGGCAUAUCAAAGAGGCGAGUUAGCUGCAAACUUGCAUUGUGAGUCUCCGCGACAAGACAUAGAGGCGAUAAAAGACGGUCGCAUACGCAUACCGGCUGAACAUCAGCGGUUCCGCCGGACCUACGCCGCCGUCAACGGUCUGUCAGUCACAGGGGUCAAUGGACAUGUCCUGCUUGCAGGACAUUACAGACCCAAGGAUCUAUCGCGUUAUCAAUCGGAGAUACCAUACUUGGUUACUAUGUCGGGUCGCAUAGAAUCUGCUGUACAAAAGUUAAUUGAUAAUUUCAAAUCACAUAAAAUUGAUGCUGAGGAAAUUGCUUUGUUUCACAAUAUUCACAAAUACCGUAUCAAUGGACACUUGGCACGAGGAUUCGGAAUAUUUUCAACAAAUGCAGAAAAGGAGACAAUAGCGCUCCGUGAAAAAGCAGACUACUAUGACGACGCGCAGCGGCCUCUGUGGUUCGUCUACAGCGGUAUGGGCUCUCAGUGGGUCGGCAUGGGCGCGCAGCUUAUGCGCAUACCGGUCUUCGCAGCUGCUAUCGAACGCUGCCGAAAAGUUCUCGAACCUAAAGGCGUUGAUCUCAUCCGUAUACUGACGUCUCCAGAAGAAGACAUCUAUGAUAACAUCCUGCAUUCCUUCGUUGGGAUUGCUGCCGUUCAAAUAGGCCUUACUGAUGUUUUAACUUCGAUUGGUAUUGUUCCUGAUAAAAUAAUAGGGCACAGUGUCGGAGAAUUAGGGUGUGCCUACGCCGACGGUUGUCUAACAGCUGAAGAGAUGAUUUUAGCCGCGUAUAGUAGAGGACGUGUGUCUCUGGAAACGCCUUUUAUCGCGGGCUCUAUGGCUGCUGUUGGUCUUGGUUAUGAAAAGAUUUUAACUAAUAUGUUACCACCCGAGAUCGAAGUGGCGUGCCACAAUGGACCCGAAUCCAGUACCAUCUCAGGACCCGCCAUUGUAAUGCGCGAAUUCGUUGCUCAAUUGACAGCCAAAGGAAUCUUCGCGAAGGAAGUUCCAUGUUCUAACAUCGCGUAUCAUUCACGAUACAUUGCUAAAGCAGGUCCUGGGCUUUUACAUUACCUGAAUGAGACCAUAAAAACCCCCAAACUCCGAAGUGAACGUUGGGUUUCCACGUCGGUACCACAAAACAGAUGGCAUGAGGAUGCCGCCAAGUAUUCUUCAGCAGAAUAUCACACGAACAACUUACUGAGUCCAGUGUUGUUUGAAGAGACCGCUCGCUUAAUACCAAGCAAUGCUGUGGUGGUGGAAAUUGCUCCUCAUGGACUUCUACAAGCAAUCCUCAAGAGAUCUUUACCGGUCAGCUGUAAACAUAUACCUCUGGCGCAACGAGGACACUCAGAUAACAUUGUGUUUCUUCUUGAAGCUAUCGGAAAUUUGUAUAUGAAUGGUUAUAACGCCAACAUUGCGGCUUUAUAUCCUCAAGUAGAAUUUCCGGUGUCUACAGAAACUCCCUCUCUAUCUCAUUUGAUAGAAUGGGUAUAUGCUGAUCACUGGAAAUUGUGUCUUUUUGUUCCUGUGGAUCGUGCAUAUUCAUCAGUAUAUAAACCUAUAAUCACGACUCAUGACGAUGAAUAUACCUAUUUAGCCGGACAUGUUAUUGAAGGAACAAGAACAUUCCCGUUUGCGGCAGCUCUGGUGUUAGUUUGGGACACUUUAUCAAUGUCCUUGUCCAAGCCACGACGUUCCCUUUCAGUGAAGCUAAGCAGCAUACAUUUACACGUACAACCGUGUGUAACAGAUGUAGAAGCGCUUCAUUUAACUGUGGCUUUGCAGAAAGGCACUGGACGCUUUGAGGUAUUUUAUGAAUACGGUUUGAUUGCAGAAGGGUAUAUCGUUGCUCUUGCCCAUACAGUCAUUGAUUUAGAAUUAACUGAAAAAGAUUCUUUGACAUUAACAUCACAUGACGUUUAUAAGUUACUUCACGAAAAAGGAUAUGACUACAAGUGUGACGGCAUCGUAAUGGAAAAAAUUACGUACAUGGAUAAACCAUACAUCAUGCGGCAGGCUUCUGACCUUAAAGCAUUACAAUUCUUUCCAUUCUUUCUGCAAGAAGAUGCUGAUGUGUAUUAUGCAGCUGUCAAUACUUAUGAUGCCAAAAGGGCUCGAGCAGAAAUCCCUCUCAGUAAUGAAAAUGAUGGAUAUGGACUUGACUUCAGUGGAAUAACAAACAGGGGAGAACGUGUGUUUGGGAUAGCGCGGGAUGGAUCUAUGUGCAAUCAAGUGACCGCUCAGCUGGAAUUAUUAUGGCCGGUACCCGAUCAUUGGGAUUUAGAAGACGCAGCUACAGUUCCCUUGCCUUAUCUGCAAGCUUUUUAUUGCCUUACUAUGAAAACGGAAAUACGUGAAGGGAUGCGGGUAUUGAUACACGGCGGCGCAGGCGCACUCGGACAGGCAGCUAUCUCCAUAGCUUUAGCUAAACGUUGUGAGGUCUUCACGACCGUAAGUGAUAUUAGCAAAAAGAAGCUUUUGAAACAACUGUUCCCAGAACUCAAAGCGAGUAAUAUCGGGAAUUCUCGAGAUGGUUCGUUCUCUGAUAUGAUUUUAAAUGAAACUGGUGGAAGAGGAUGUCAUAUUGUCAUUAACAAUUUAAAAGGGCAACUCAAAAAUGCAUCUCUAAGUUGCUGCAGUUCUUUCGGGACAACUCUUGAUACUGUUCAAAUACACACACGAGAUAACUUCACUUAUGGGAUGUUUAAUAUGACCAAAGCAAGGUCAUACGUGCCGGUAGAUGUUAUGGAAAUCUUUGAAAGCCGUAAUAUGGGACAGUUGAAGAAACUGCAUUUAUUGGUGGCCAAAGGCAUAUCGGAAGGAUACGUGCGCCCGCUAUCUCGCGUGACAUGUUCGCCUCAAGAAGUAUCACGCGCCUUUAGACUGGUGGCGGCAAGCAAUCAUCGCGGCCGAGUGCUGAUUCGAAUUGCUGACAAGGAUGUUCCUGUUACUUCGUUAGCGCAACCUAGGUUAAUAAGCCUUCGGGAGCAUUUUACGGAUACCAUCAAAGAAGAACUUGGACUAGGAGCAUAUUUCAACGCAAUUGAAGCGGACGAACUGGUGACAUCAGCAGAAUUUGUGCUUAUGACCACUCUUCUGCCGAGCCCAGGGCCGGGCCCAGGUGACAUCGAUACUAUCAAUCCCUACCUGUGCAUAGUGCCAGGUGUCGAAGGUUACCAUGGCAGGUUUAAUGUAUUGUGCGAAAGACUGAAAAUGCCAGCGGCAGUCCUUAAUCCAAGUAUUGAUGAUACGUAUACUAACAUUCCAGAAUUGGCACAAAAACUAGUUAAUGUAAUGGUGCACAGAUUGAAAAGCAAGGAAACUUUCUACUUAUUAGGGUAUGAAAUGGGAGUACUAGUAGCAUUGGAGAUGGCAGUUAUAUUAGAAAGCUAUGGUUUAUCGGGCACAGUCUACUGUCUUGGCGGAACUCCCGAAGACAUUCAAACCGCAUUGGAAAUCAAUUUAAAAGGAAUGUCAGACCAUAAACUACAGGUCGUCACAUUCCAGAACUUACAGACCAAUUACAAGAGGCUAAAACCUGGCAGAGUAAAGUAG
Molecule: messenger RNA, 4674 nt
Organism: Cydia fagiglandana
Lineage: Eukaryota; Metazoa; Arthropoda; Insecta; Lepidoptera; Tortricidae
Product: fatty acid synthase-like
Exons: 31
Coding region: 1-4674 (1557 amino acids)
Biological process (GO): fatty acid biosynthetic process
Molecular function (GO): oxidoreductase activity; fatty acid synthase activity
Source: RefSeq, a predicted model, not a curated record